UCUAAGGAAAGCUCAUCAAUCCAAACACAUCACACAACGUUAGUAGCAACAAUGAUGAAACCUAUUCUCCUCCUUCUCUUAUCAUCCCUUCUCCCAUCAAUCCUCACCGUUGAUCCCCCACUCCCAUCACCAGACGGCUCAGAUUUCAUCCGUACGAGUUGCAACACCACACUUUACCCCGACCUAUGCUUCUCCUCUCUCUCCACUUUCGCCAACUCCAUCCACAACGACUCAAACCGUCUCGCACGCGUAGCCAUCUCUCUCACUCUCUCCAACACUCUCCACCUUGUCUCCUACCUCCAAAACGCUUACGGCAACUGCGUUGACCAUGGUUGUGAUGGCCCAACCGCUGCUAUCAUAAAGGACUGUUCUGAGAAUCUUAAGGAUGCUGUCGACGAGAUGAGAGACUCGAUGAAGCAGAUGAAGGAGCUUGUUUCCACGGGCUCGGUCCAGUCCUUUAGGUUCCAGAUGAGUAACGUCAAGACUUGGCUCAGCGCAGCUCUCACUAACCAGUAUACCUGUACUGACGGAUUCGAGGACUUCCACGAGAACGGCUCCAUCAAAGAUGACGUAUCCUCACGAGUGGACGACGUUAAGAAGCUGACUAGCAUUGCGCUUGCUUUAGUUAAUCGCUACGCCGAUAAGGCAAUACCUUUAUAAUUCAUCGAUCAAGUCUUCCUUUAUCUUGAAUAAAUGAGCUUUAUACAUAAAAUAAAUAUGUAAAUGAUAAACAGUAAAAUUCGUUGUUGGCUAAUACUAUAUGUGAGUUUCCCUUAGUUGUAUAAUAUGUUUUGUGUCGAAAUUAUUAUUUACAUGGAAAUAAUACAAAACGAGUUUGUGAAAAGAA
Brassica napus (rape) is the source of this 847-nucleotide messenger RNA. Its product is annotated as 21 kDa protein. The annotation marks the transcript as partial. The record is from RefSeq and is a predicted model, not a curated record. Gene Ontology annotation, biological process: negative regulation of catalytic activity. Gene Ontology annotation, molecular function: enzyme inhibitor activity. The transcript has a single exon. NCBI's taxonomy places the organism in Eukaryota, Viridiplantae, Streptophyta, Magnoliopsida, Brassicales, Brassicaceae.